This is a messenger RNA of Mercenaria mercenaria, 3519 nucleotides long. RefSeq names its product glycoprotein-N-acetylgalactosamine 3-beta-galactosyltransferase 1-like. Gene Ontology annotation, molecular function: N-acetylgalactosaminide beta-1,3-galactosyltransferase activity. The transcript is spliced from 5 exons. Lineage: Eukaryota; Metazoa; Mollusca; Bivalvia; Venerida; Veneridae. The record is from RefSeq and is a predicted model, not a curated record. Gene Ontology annotation, cellular component: membrane. Bases 191 to 1255 code for a protein of 354 amino acids.
UUCUCAUGGUGCAGCUCAUUAAUUUUUAUAAAGAUGUAUACUGUUGAGUAAGAAUGUAUACCAGAUGUUGUCUUUUAUUUAUCUAAAAUUUUCGUUUCCAUUGAAAUCUAUAUUUGACACGUUGCUAUAUCACAAUACUUAAGAAAAACAUUAACAAAAUCAAGUAAAUACGGAUAUUGGAAAAGUUCCGAUGUGGCGGCCGACCAUCGAGUUUGUAUUUGGGCUUUCCCUCGGGUUUAUUUACGCAUAUCUAAAUGCUUACUUAUUAUCAGAUACUACGAUCAGUCGUCGAUCCACAAGAUGCAUCUGUCCUCAACCAGACGAACUGGCCCAUAAAGCAUUUACCUUGAGAGAAGGUGAAAGAAAUCUCCACACACAAAUCGGAGCUGAACAAACCAGGCUGCAAGAAGAACGGAGCCACUUUUUAACCACUACAACUACCAACAUCGCGGAAUCAAACACAAAUACUUCAUCUAUUAAAAACAUUCGUUUGCUAUGCUGGAUAAUGACAAGUCCGGAAAAUUUAGAGAAAAGAUCAAAGUACGUUCAAAUGACAUGGGCACCACGUUGUGAUAAGCAUUUAUUCAUAAGUUCAGAGACAAACGACACUUUUCCCACUGUCGGAAUUUAUACUUCAGAAGGCCGCAAACAUCUUACGGAGAAAACAAUGCAAGGGUUUGAAUAUGUCUAUAAACACCAUUUUAAUGAUGCUGAUUGGUUCUUAAAAGCGGAUGAUGACGCUUACGUCAUCGUCGAAAAUCUGAAAUACUUUUUAUCCAGUCAAAACACAGAGGAUCCAAUUUAUUUUGGUCACCAUUUUAAAGUUAUUGUCGAACAAGGCUAUUUUAGCGGCGGUUCGGGUUUUGUUGUAAGCAAAGAAGCACUUAGGCGUUUUGGUCAAACUGGCAGCGAUUCAAACUAUUGUCGAAAUCAGCAUGGCGUAGCAGGGGAUGCAAAUUUUGGUAGAUGUAUGCAAAAUUUAGGUGUCAAGAUUGGAAACUCUACGGAUAAGUACGGCAGAAAUCGCUUCCACUGCUUUGAUCCGGAAAUGCAUUUGAGAGGCAAUUACCCUGCAUGGUAUUACACUUACGAUGCAAACGGGGCAAGAUCAGGUACUGAAAGUAUGAGCAAAUACGCAAUAUCAUUUCAUUACGUGGCGAAGCAAUUUCUCACAAUACAUAACCUUUUAUAUCAUAUGAAACCUUAUGGGCUUGAAGCUGAUGAUCCUGAAGAUAUAAAUCAAGACCAUACAUAAAUUAUUUUUAUUGCAUGUAAUUUGGUUUGAAAUAAUUGUGCAUAUAUCUGCCACAAAUAUGCCACAAACGUUUAUUUUAAAACAUAUUAUUAAAUUAUGGUCGAUAAAAUGUUUUCUAUAAACCGUGUACAUAGCCGUGUCCUAUAUUGGUUUGCUUUUGUCCGUCUGUGACAUAUAGUUUGAUGAUUGUGUAAAUUUAUUGAUAUUAUUUGAAAGGCGCUUAACCAUGACAUGAAGUUGAUUGACGGAUAGAUAUGACAAGAAUCUGAUCUGACUUUUUGACAGUGUUUGUUUUACAAGUGAGGUCCCAAAACGCUACGGAAAAGAAUGCUUACAAUACUCUAUUUCAUUAUUUAUUUAGGGGGUGGGGGGGGGGGGGUCCGAGGGGAUAUUUAGCCAUACUUUGCUACAAAACCAAAAAGGACGGGGUAUAUAACUAAAGGGAGCUUGAUCUGGGAUAUUGUAUUCAGUUUAACGCCGGAUCACUGAAAACAACAUCAAAGGUCAGGCUUCUAUUAUAAUUACUCAUAACUGUUACUGACAAUUGAUGGUAACGCAUAUAUUUUAUUCAACUACCGUACACCGAAUACGUUGAGGAGAUCAGAUAAUCUAAAGUUAAAUUUCGCGUGUUUCACUAAAAUUUGUAUUACAUAUAUUAUCGUUUACUUCUGCUGUCGAGCCGUACUGAACCAAAUAGCUUAGUUACCACUAGUAAUGAUACAUCAAGGUGAUUUUCGUUUGAAUAGUAAUAUAUCCCAAACAGUGAUUUACCGCUGAAUAAAAUCAGUUUUUGGAGUUCAGAUGCGGAGGAUAUCACGAGUUUCUAGAUACUAAGUUUAAUUAAGAGAAAUUUAUAAUACAAAAUACGCAUUCAGUAUAUUACAGUAUAUUUCUUUUCAACGCUUAGAUACUAUCUAAAUCAAACGCCAGGUAGACAAAGUACCGCACGGAGUGUGUUUUAUGACAUGUAAAUAGAAUAGGAAAUACCUAUUUGAUAAUCCCAUUUCUGUUGAUUUAUUGCACCCAUUCUUUUCAACAUUGAAGAUUAUGAAAGUAUUUAACCCUUAUCAUGCUGGAUACGAUUGAUUCUGCAUUUGCGACCAGUGCAGAACAAGAUCAGCCUGCACAUCCGUGCAGUUUGAUCAUGAUCUGCACAGUUCGCUAUUCAGCCAGUAAGCACCCCUUUUAACAGCUAACUGUGCUGUCCAAACUGGAAGAUGGACAAGUUCAUUAUAGAAAUUUAGCAGGGUAAGCUUAGGGAUAAUCACUGGAUAAUUGCUAUUAUUUGUUAAUGUGGUGUUUAAAGUAAUUGUUGACUUUUGAAAUGUCUCUUAUAAUAUUAGACGAAAUGACCACAUACAUUGUGAAAUUUUAUUUUAAAUUGAAUAUGAUUUCGUGUUGUUUUAUUUUAUGAAAAAUAUUUGUAUAAGAUGAAAUGAUCACAUACAUUUUGAAAUUUUGUUUUAAAUUGAAUAUGAUUUCGUGUUGUUUUAUUUUAUGAAAUAUAUUUGUGUUAGAUGAAAUGACCACAAACAUUGUGAAAUUUUGUUUUAAAUUGAAUAUGAUUUCGUGUUGUUUUAUUUUAUGAAAUAUAUUUGUAUUCGAUGAAAUGACCACAAACAUUGUGAAAUUUUGUUUUAAAUUGAAUAUGAUUUCGUGUUGUUUUAUUUUAUGAAAUAUAUUUGUGUUAGAUGAAAUGACCACAAACACAAACAUUGUGAAAUUUUAUUUUAAAUUGAAUAUGAUUUCGUGUUGUUUUAUUUUGUGAAAUAUAUUGGUAUUAGAUGAAAUGACCACAAACAUUGUGAAGUUUUGUUUUAAAUUGAAUAUGAUUUCGUGUUGUUUUAUUUUAUGAAAUAGAUUUGUAUUCGAUGAAAUGACCACAAACAUUGUGAAAUUUUGUUUUAAAUUGAAUAUGAUUUCGUGUUGUUUUAUUUUAUGAAAUAGAUUUGUAUUCGAUGAAAUGACCACAAACAUUGUGGAAUUUUGUUUUAAAUUGAAAAUGAUUUCGUGUUGUUUUAUUUUAUGAAAUAUAUUUGUAUUCGAUGAAAUGACCACAAACAUUGUGAAAUUUUGUUUUAAAUUGAAUAUGAUUUCAUGUUGUUUUAUUUUAUGAAAUAUAUUGGUAUUAGAUGAAAUGACCACAUAAUUAUAUUGUGAAAUUUUGAUUUAAAUUGAAUAUAAUUGAACAUGCUGUUUAAUUUUAUGAAAUAUAUUUGUAUUUGACUUAAGGAUGAUACACUAAUAAACUAAGGAAAACAUUA